AAUAAAUAAAUGCGCUGCCAUGUUAAUAAACUGGUCUCAGCACCCAAACUUUGAAAUCUUUUCCCCAUUUCCGUCCUAAUAUAUACAUUCCAAGAAACAUCAAUAUCUCCACCACACCCUCACUAACACUCACCAGCGAGAACCACAAAUCAAAUAAUCAAGACGAGAAUCAAGAAUCAAGAAUCAAGUAUCAAGAAUUCAAAACCCAUUGUGAAUUCUUGAUAUGGCUUUCUCUGCAACAGCCCCUGCUUGUAACAAUAUUCUUUUCAAGAAAUCCACCUUCAAUGGCCUCAAGAACCGUCCUGAACUCCCAUUUAACCACCUCAAGUUUCAUUUUCGUAUGAAAAUGACCACCACCACUGUCCAGGUGGUUUCGGACUCCUCCCCGGUGACGCAACCACUUGAAACCACCCAAGAAUCUCUCUCUUUCUCGCCCAAGAUUCUCCUCCCUAACUUCCCCUUUGAAGAAUAUAUGGUACUGAAGGCAAACAAUGUUAAUGAAGCAUUAGAUAAAGCAGUACCCUUGAACCAUCCAUUAAAAAUCCAUGCAGCGAUGAGAUACUCUCUUCUCGCCGGCGGGAAGCGUGUCCGGCCAAUUUUAUGCAUUGCUGCCUGUGAGUUAGUAGGCGGAGAUGAAGCCGCGGCCAUGCCAUCUGCAUGCGCAAUGGAAAUGAUUCAUACUAUGUCUUUAAUCCACGACGAUCUUCCUUGCAUGGACAAUGAUGAUCUUCGACGGGGAAAACCUACAAAUCAUAAAAUGUUCGGCGAAGAAACUGCGAUCCUUGCCGGAGAUGCAAUGCUUUCUUUAGCAUUCGAGCACAUAGCUAGAGCAACCAAGAAUGUUUCGCCGGAGCGAGUGGUUCGAGUCAUAACUGAGCUUGGAUCGGCUGUUGGGUCAGAAGGACUUGUUGCAGGUCAAAUUGUCGACGUUUGCAGUGAGGGGAAAGAGGUAAACGUGAAAGAUUUAGAGUAUAUCCAUAUUCAUAAAACUGCAAAGCUUUUAGAAGCAGCAGUUGUUUGCGGAGCCAUAGCAGGCGGAGCCGAUGAUGAGAGCAUCGAAAGAGUGAGAAAAUAUGCAAGGUGUAUAGGAUUAUUAUUUCAAGUGAUUGAUGAUAUUUUGGAUGUCACAAAGUCAUCAGUAGAGCUCGGAAAAACCGCCGGAAAAGAUUUGGUAAGUGAUAAAGCAACUUAUCCUAAGCUUCUGGGAAUUGACGAGGCAAGAAAAUUAGCAGCGAAAUUGGUAGAUGAAGCUAAUCAAGAGCUUGCUUAUUUUGAUUCUGCCAAGGCUGCUCCACUGUACCAUUUUGCUAAUUACAUUGCUAGUAGGCAAAAUUAAUUAGUGGGCUAGUUGUUUUUUUUUUUUUUUAUGCAAUUGCUAUUAUUAUAUAAUUAAUGUCACUUGCAUCAAUUGUUGGUUUAUAUGUAUAAUGUUUUUUGAUCAAUAAAAUUUUUUUUUUGUCUGCAAAAUAAAUUUAUUUUAUCAUUUAUACAUAAAUACUAUGCUACAACGUGACUAUAUAGUCUAAGAUGGGAUGCUGUAUGCUGGAGGAUACUAAACUACUAAGAUGGGAUGGAUAUAUAUCACAAA
This is a messenger RNA of Jatropha curcas, 1588 nucleotides long. The record is from RefSeq and is a predicted model, not a curated record. Lineage: Eukaryota; Viridiplantae; Streptophyta; Magnoliopsida; Malpighiales; Euphorbiaceae.